CACUAAACAUUUAAGUUGGUAUUCUGUGCAACAACAUCUCUGCCAUCUUUCAACGUUUCCGGCGGCAGCCUUUUCCGCAUAUGAAAGAAACAUGACUGGAUUUAGCGAUAAGGCUAUCCUAAUUGACGGCAGAGGCCAUUUACUUGGUCGUCUCGCGGCUAUUGUUGCAAAAACCCUUUUGCAAGGAAACAAAGUCACAGUCGUAAGAUGUGAACAAUUAAACAUUUCUGGAAACUUUUACAGGAACAAACUGAAGUACUUGUCUUUCCUCCGCAAACGUUGCAAUGUUAACCCAGCUCGUGGACCAUUCCACUUCAGGGCUCCCUCAAGGAUCUUCUGGAAAACCGUCAGAGGAAUGUUGCCCCACAAAACUGAAAGAGGAAAGCAAGCUCUCCGUAACCUGAAGGCUUAUGAAGGUAUCCCACCACCAUAUGACCGUAGGAAGCGCGUUGUUGUGCCAGGAGCACUCAGAGUGAUCUGUCUGAAACCAGGCCGCAAAUUCUGUCAUGUUGGACGUCUGUCGCACGAGGUAGGAUGGAAAUACCAGAGUGUUGUCCGCACUUUGGAGAGCAAACGUAAGGUUAAGGCUGUCCUGUCCAUCCGCAAACGUGACAAGCUCAAGAAGAUCACCAAGAGCGCGGGUGAAAAGGUGGCUAAACAAGUGGCUCCAUUCACCGCUAUCAUUAACUCUUACGGUUAUAAUUAAGAACGUUUUAAUAUAAAGAUAUAUUUGGA
Messenger RNA from Aethina tumida (small hive beetle), 735 nucleotides. RefSeq names its product 60S ribosomal protein L13a (gene RpL13A). Bases 92 to 706 code for a protein of 204 amino acids. Gene Ontology annotation, biological process: negative regulation of translation; translation. The record is from RefSeq and is a predicted model, not a curated record. The transcript is spliced from 5 exons. Gene Ontology annotation, molecular function: mRNA binding; structural constituent of ribosome. Gene Ontology annotation, cellular component: ribosome; cytosolic large ribosomal subunit. NCBI's taxonomy places the organism in Eukaryota, Metazoa, Arthropoda, Insecta, Coleoptera, Nitidulidae.